AUGGAUUUAGGUAGGGAGACAACACCACCACCUCAGACGUGCAUCCAUAGAGCAGGUGAGAUCAACACACUCAUUUGUCCUUCAGUCUCACUGCAGUAUGUGUUUGAGUUACUGGGACUUCAAACAGGCUGUUCUUUCACAUUAAGAGAGGGAUCAUCUCCAGGUCCAGGUCAUCAUUCCUUCACCUGUACAGCUCCCUGUCUGAACUGGGAAGAGAUCGCUUCAACAGCUCAGAUAAUACACAGGAAAUCUUCCAAAAGGUCGAGCAGCGAUGAGGCUGUGUGCAGUCUUCUGUGUCGUCUUGUUGUUUCUCACUCAGGCUCUGAGUGGAUCUCAUCACGAAGCGUCCAUAAGUAUCAGAAUUCCUUCAUGCCGAUGUUUCAUGAGCCCCUCCACCUCCCCAUCAACGCCCGGCUUUACAGAAUCCUCAUCCAUCAAUUCUUCACCCAUCUGGCCUCUCCAAGUCAUCAGCCCUCACCACCACCAGUGUCUGCACUCCAUAUCCAGACAUCGAUGCCUCCUGGUACACUGGCAGAGGGAUCAGACCGGUGGGGAGAUUUGGACGCAAAGUUGCAGAGAGGAAAAAUCAACAUCUGGCUUUCAUCACGGCCAGAGUUUACAGACCAACAGCUGACGGUGACAGCAAUGUUUGGAUCACACAGCGCAAAUAAUAUGAAUGAUUAAAAAUGACUUCUG
This is a messenger RNA of Labrus bergylta (ballan wrasse), 696 nucleotides long. The record is from RefSeq and is a predicted model, not a curated record. Lineage: Eukaryota; Metazoa; Chordata; Actinopteri; Labriformes; Labridae.